CACAAUUGUAAAUCAUAAAUCUCAUAAAAGAUCUUUCAAACAUUCAAAAAUCUCUCUCCAGAAAAUUUCAAAGUCUCUUGUAUUGUUUAUCAUCUUUGAUCUCUACCAUGAAUUCCAUGUUCAGUGCCUCUGACGCUCUUUUCGCUGAGCUUAUGGUGGGAAAGAACCUUAUGGCUUCGUCGUUUAAUGCUACAGCCACCACCAAACCCGCGUCACCGCAAACUCAAACGCAAGUGCAGAAGAAUGAAAAGACAAGUAACAAAAGGACGGGUUUGAUGCAGAAAACUCCGAGGUUUGCUCUGGAGCUCGACGGUCUUCACUGCUUCGAGACAAUAGUCCGUUCUUGAUUUUGAUUAUUAUUGUUGAUCCGUUCUUGGUGCUUCACCUCAAGAUCAGAAACAUUUUUUUCAGAUUGUUAUUGUUAUAUUUUAUUCGAUUUAUUCAUUGGAAGAAAAUGUGAUUGUGAAUACAUAUUAGAAUAUCAGUUUAUUCAAUCGGAUUAUAUUAAUAUAUUAUCUCUUUGCUUA
Messenger RNA from Brassica oleracea var. oleracea, 527 nucleotides. RefSeq lists its product as uncharacterized. The coding region runs from base 108 to 347 and encodes 79 amino acids. The record is from RefSeq and is a predicted model, not a curated record. The transcript has a single exon. Lineage: Eukaryota; Viridiplantae; Streptophyta; Magnoliopsida; Brassicales; Brassicaceae.